Cylicocyclus nassatus is the source of this 198-nucleotide messenger RNA. NCBI's taxonomy places the organism in Eukaryota, Metazoa, Nematoda, Chromadorea, Rhabditida, Strongylidae. The record is from the annotation of a GenBank genome assembly.
AUGGAGCGCGGAUUAUUGGGCAGAUCUCCUCAUUUCCAACUCCAUUUGGUUUUCCUUGUCGCUGUUAUGCGUUCUACUACCAUUUAUAUAUGUUCUAGUAUAUGUUAUUUUGCAGGAGCUUAUAGUGGCGUCAGUGUAUGCGUGGUAUUAGUUGCUCAUCUUUCUUCAGGAGUUACAGCUGGGCAUGAACCUCGCUUG